Arabidopsis arenosa is the source of this 906-nucleotide messenger RNA. The record is from the annotation of a GenBank genome assembly. Lineage: Eukaryota; Viridiplantae; Streptophyta; Magnoliopsida; Brassicales; Brassicaceae.
AACUUACCUCAUAGAAAGCUGGCCCAAAACCAGUUUGGAGCCCAAAUGUUUUUCGAUUCUCUUCUCUCUCUCGUUAAUGGCUGGUGAGAAAGAUUCUUCUUUCAGUUCCAAUUUCUUCAAGGAGAGAACCCUAAUUCUGAACUCUGAAGCAUGGCUAUCACGGCUUCGAUGAGGAUUUUGAUUGAGCUCAAGGAUCUCCUGGAGGACCCUCCUUCAAAUUUCACCGCAGUCCUUGAAGAGCUCAAGCUUGAAUACUGUGAGCUGAGAAGGAGAAUUCAGAGAAAGAAUGUGGAACUUGAGAUACUGAAACUCAAAGACCAAAUGAGGUUUGUUGAUGAAGUUAUGAGUGGGGAAAUCAUAGUGAACAAUAGGGAGAAAGCUGAUCUUGUUCAGGAGUUGAGACAGAGAGGAUACACACAGUUCCCGAACAAGGCCAAGCCUGCUGGACCAUUUGAUGCUGCUGAAGAAUUUGAUGAUGAGCUGCUGAUACUAGAAAACAAAGUGAAGUAUAUCGGUGGAUUAAUCAGUGGAGAAAUCAAAGCGAUUAACAAGAAGAAAGCUGAUCUUGUUCAGGAGUUGAGACAGAGAGGAUUCACACCGUUUCCGAACAAUGCCAAGGGUGUCGAAGGUGCAGUCUCUGGAGAAUCUGACUAUGGCUACUUAUUGGCAUUGGCUAUGAAAACCAUGUCUCAAGAGAAAGUCGAGCAGUUUUUGGCAGAAGCUGAUGAGUCUCUUCUUGACAUGGAACUGCAGAAACUUGAUUUCAACGAUGCUCAUACAGCUGAAAAAGAGAGUGAAGCAGCACAGAUUAAGAAGAUCAAAGCAGACCAUAUCUCUGGAUGAUGAGAUGAUGAUCAUGAUCAGAGGACUUGGGAUAAAUAUAUAAAAUAGAGACUAAUGUUUGAU